Molecule: messenger RNA, 5835 nt
Organism: Micropterus dolomieu (smallmouth bass)
Lineage: Eukaryota; Metazoa; Chordata; Actinopteri; Centrarchiformes; Centrarchidae
Gene: nphs1
Product: NPHS1 adhesion molecule, nephrin
Exons: 30
Coding region: 50-3781 (1243 amino acids)
Biological process (GO): cell-cell adhesion
Cellular component (GO): cell-cell junction
Molecular function (GO): cell adhesion molecule binding
Source: RefSeq, a predicted model, not a curated record
CCUUGGCGUCACUCAACAGGAUUGUCGAAGAUCAAGUGUCAGUGUUGAAAUGAACUCCUUGUCAGCAUGGACGGUGUCUCCUUCAGCUCUACCCUUUCUCUGUCUCGUCUUGGGCACGCAGGCCCAGCAGGCCUUCAGGUCUGAGCCCAGGAACGUCACCGUGCCGAUGGGAGCCACAGCUGUGUUGAGGUGUGAGGUGCUGCGGGCCUCAGGGACUGUGCAGUGGGUGAAAGAUGGCCUCCUCCUGGGACAUCACAGAAGCCUGCCAGGCUUUCCACGCUACAGCAUGAUUGGAAACCCCAAGAGAGGGCAGCAUCAUCUUAAGAUUGAAGCAGCCCAACUGGAAGAUGACGCCCCGUAUGAAUGUCAAGCGGGCCGGUCUGAGAGCAGUCAAGCAAUCAUUUCCAUAACAGCCUGGGUCAACGUACUAAUUCCUCCUUCCAAGGCACACUUGGAGCUGGACAUGGCAACACCUUGGGUAGCAGGGAAGACGUACACCGUCACCUGUAUUGCCACUGACUCAAAGCCCUCGGCUGAAAUCACACUUUAUAAAGAUGAAGUCGAGCUGACAGGUGGAGAGUCUUUCACCAUGUCUGGCUCAACGGAUAAGCUCCUGAACACGCAUGCUCAAGUAACGGUCACUGCUCUGAGCUCUGACAACGGGAGGCAGCUGGCAUGUUAUGCCAAGCACCCCGCCCUUUUACGGCCUGUGGAGACCACAAUGACCAUGAGCGUGUACUUCCCACCUCAGCCUCCAGUUAUUCUAGGUCUGGAGUGGGAGGAAAUCAAAGCAGGGACAAUGAUCAGGUUGGUGUGUGUGUCUCAUGGUGGAAACCCCCUAGCCAAUCUCCACUGGACCAAGAAUGGAGAAGUUCUGUCCACUAUUUGGCAGGAGGACAUUGUGAUGCAGAAGUCCAGCAGUAUCCUCAACCUGAAGAUCACCCCUGCGGACAACCAGGCAGUGUUGUGCUGUGAGAGCAUCAAUCUGGUGUCCCUGUCACCUCUUUCUCUCAGCCGCAAAAUCACUGUGCUCUUUGAGCCUGCAGAGGUGACACUGUUGGGAUCGUUCAAGGCAACUGAGGGGCAGGACUUGAAUCUGACCUGCUACGCCAGCUCCAGUAAUCCCCCUGUCCAGAUCCGCUGGUGGCUGGGCUACAAGGAGCUCAACUCCUUUGUUGUCACUAUGGAAGAGGGAGACAAUGGUGGGAUGACAACCAUGUCCAACAUAACCCACCGGGUCUCCCGGGAGGAGGAUGGGCUGAAACUCACCUGUGAGGCUUUCAACAGGGGAACACACUUCUCCAAGACCCAGAUCUCCAAACUUACUGUGUACUACCCCCCUCAAAAGGUGUGGCUCGAUUCUCCUCCUCAAGAUGUCCCCCUUCGUUCAGGAACAACAGUCCGUCUCAUCUGCUUCUCCACUGGAGGAAAUCCCACUGGGACUCUGACCUGGUUUAAGAAUGGAAAGGCUGUAACUGAUGCACUGAUGCAGACUUCCUUUGAUCGGGGUGUGGCUCGGGAACUGGUCCUGGUCCUGACAGCAAGUGACAACAUGGCUACCUACAGCUGUGAUUCCACAAAUAAGGCAAAGAAGGCCAUCUCUGCAGACACUAAGCUCAUGGUUCACUUUCCAGCAGUAAGUAUCAAGAUCACAACCAAACAGGAGGAGCUACGCAGGGGUCAGAUGCUAACCCUGGAGUGCCAAGUUGGAAGCAGUAACCCAAAAGCCAGCAUCUUCUGGAGAUUGGGCGCACUCAGGUUCCAGGGAGUGGAGCAGUCGCCUACGAAAGCUAAGUUUGGCGGUGUGUCAGUGCACAGUUCUCUUUCCCUGAAUUUAAGCUCACAGCACCACAAUCAGAGGGUAAUUUGCCAGGCCUACAGUCCUGUGUUAGAGGAGGGGGCUUACACAUUCUUCAAACUCCAUGUGCUCUACCCACCAGAGUUCAGCCCCAAGCAGCCAACGCAGGUCCAGGUGGUGGAGGAUGACAUGGCAACCAUCCCGCUGCUGGUCUCAGCUAACCCAGAGGAGGUCUCCUGCAUUUGGCGGCAUCGCGGGAAGAAGCUGGACAAAGAGAAGGAUCCGCGCUUCCAAUGGUCGCUGAUGAUCAAGAAUGUGACGAGGAAAGAUGCCGGACUUUACACUGUGGAGUGUACAAAUGAUGAGGGUGUCAACCAAACCUCUAUCAGGCUGGACGUUCAUUAUGCUCCCAGUGUCAAGGCAGAGAAAGACCCUGUGUUUGUGAACCUGGGGGAAACAGCAGACCUGAUAUGUGUGGCGGAUGCCAACCCCAUUAUAUCUGGCAUGUUCUCUUGGAAAUUGCUGGGAGAAGAAGAGGUGGAGAUGGGAGAGGAGACUCAGGAAGACGAAUCUGGCCUUCUGACCAUCCAUAAUGUGACUCGGGCUCAUGCUGGUCUUUACCAGUGCACAGCCAAUAAUGGCAUAGAACCCCCUGCCACUGUAGAUGUGCAGCUGGUAGUGCAAUUCAAACCAGAGCUUCAGAAAGGAUCCCAAUGGAGUAAGGUAGCAAGUAGAGGAGAUGGCACCACUACAGCUGAGGUAGUGUGUCAGGCAGAAGGUAUCCCUCGUGUCGACUUCUCAUGGGAGAAAAAUGGUGUACUCAUGGACUUUGCAAACCCCAGGUAUGAGAUGCGGACCAUGAGGGAGGGCUCCUUCCACACCAGCACUGUUCGAGUAGUAAAUGUGAGCGCAGCCCUGGACUAUGCUGUCUUCAGCUGCACUGCUCGCAACUCACUUGGGGAAGACAAGCUAGACAUCCAGCUCGUCAGCACAAGUCAUCCAGAUCCCCCUUUAUCAUUUCGCCAAGUCACGGUCACCCAUGACUCAGUCACUCUGGAGUGGAUCCCUGGGUUUGAUGGGGGUUUGCAGCAAAAAUUUCGUAUAAGAUAUCGUUGGGAUCAAUCAGCCAGUUUCCUGUACGUGGACGUCUUUCCUCCCAGAGCAACGACCUUCACUGUCACUGGCUUGCAGCCUGUCACCACCUACAACUUCUCCGUCAAUGCCCUCAAUGCAAUGGGAGAGAGUGGCUAUGCUGACAACAAUGCAGUACUGACCAUCACCACCAAGGAGGAGCCAGAGUUAGAAGAAGACCCAGCAGAUGAUGACUCAGUCUCACGGAGUGCAGGUGGACUGUCUGCCUAUUUGACAGUAGUGUCCACAGUGGUGUUUGGAGUCAUGCUGGUAUGUAAUUCACUGGGCUGCUUCUUUGGAUUGAGGUGGAAAAAGAGGCGAGGCCAGACAGGGGGUAGAGGAGACAGUGCGUUGGAUGGAAAGAAGAAUGAAGAGGAGGGUUCCAGUCAGUCAACUGUAAGCAACUCCAAUAAGUAUGAGAGCAGAGAAAAGAUCAACACUGCAGCCCAGCACACCCUCCUCAUCGACUCUGGAUCUGAAACUGACAGCAACGUCUACGAGAGCUAUGUGCCGGAAAGCUCCCAUUAUUAUUACCCCACCGGUGACUACAUCCCGCCUCUCAGUCCACACGCUGAGGAAACACGCAAGCUUGAUGUCACCCGCCCGCCCGUGGACUGCCACAGCCAUUUGUAUGAAGAUGUAAGAGACGGGGGCCUGUACCAAGACAUCCUGUUUUCCUCUCUUCCUUCCCCUCCACCCUUGUUUGACCACAGAUUCCUCCCUCAAAGGAAUGAGUGGAGAUCAUCAACCUACCCUCAGCGUGGUACUGAGAGAGUGAAGGAGACCAUGGAUGUUCGACAACUGCAGAGGGAUUCUGAUCUUCCCUUCGAACUACGAGGAGAAUUAGUUUAGAAGUGGUCAGCUCAAACAGAUACGCUAUGGUCAACAGUAGUCAUUGAGUACAUAGUUGUACAGCAGAUAUUGACUACAGUGCUAUUUAAUUUAUUCUUUUUGAAUGGUAUCUCAUAAGUCACCGUGGUAGAGCUGGAAUUCUUGUAAAUGUUAUAUAAUACAGUAUUUCACUUUCAAAGCACUGAGUGGACCUAGAGAAAACUAAACAAGCUGAACAGAAGCAAGGUACAAUGGCAGACUGAUAUGAAAAAAAAUAAUUUGAAAGCCUCAAUAACCUCUAUCAAGAAUGAUACUACUGCUAUCCACGGACAGUUUAUACACCUGUUUAUUUUCUUCUCCCUCUGUGAUCUUACUCUAUCCACCUCCUCCCUUGACCUCGCUUUCAUCUUUCAACUUUACCCUCUUUCUUGGAGCCAAGUCAUGCCCCCCCACCCCCAACUCCCGCUUUGUCCUGCAGGGAGACAUGAAUCAGUCAGUUAGAGAUAAAAAUGCACUGACACCGCUGUGGUUGGCGGUGAGGCGGAAGCAGUUCAGAGUCAUGGUGCCACCCAAGCAGACAUCAUCCUUUUUGACCCAUCCAAUGUCAACAUUUUCCAACAUUUAUCCAGAUGAGAACCUGACAACAGUAGCCCGUCCCUCCCCUGUCUGAGUUUCAAACCUCAUGGUUAGUCUGUGGGAAUCCCUACAAAUGGGAUAGUACUGGGUGGUAUUUAGCAUGGUUAUGUCUUCAGGAGGUAAAGCCAUAUCUAGGGCCAAACUGUAAUCCUGUUUUCUCUGGGAUUGAAGUUUAGCUCACAGCAUCAGUGAGAGAGAGAAACCAUGCAGGGAAUUUUUCUCACUGAGGGUGGACAAUCAAAGAGAGAUAGAGACUGUCAGAGAGGGUAAGACUAAGCGGUGACUGUGGCUACGGCUACAAAAAACUCUCCUCUUUUUCCCCUUUUCAAUUUUGUACCAAAUUGUAGUUCAAGAAAAAACUGGUCACUUUACUCCACAGCCUAUAAAAUAAUAAAACUUUUAUUUAUAGAGCACUUUUCAAAAUCAAAGUUGCUUUGCACGGGAUCAGGAUCCUAUGUUUCCAGGGUCCUAUGAGCAUGUGUGUCUCUUGAUAUAAACUGCCACUGUAAGAGAUUGGUACGGGCUAACUUCACAGUUCAAAUUGCAGAAGAAUUUAAGGGACAUGGAAAUUUCAAAUGGUAAAAAUCUGUUCUGCCACGGUGGAUAUAUCGGUCUAAAGUCAAAAAAACUAUUUUGCCUGCAAAUUUGAGGGCAUAUGUUUCAAGAAUUAUAAUAUCAGUAGGCUGUAUAGGCUGUAAGUGGUUGAUUUCAACAUAUUGACUUUUCAAAAGGAUAUUGAGAUGGGGAACAUAGGACUCUGGGAGCAUAUGUUCCUGCUUUGGACAAGACAUCUAAUUCAAAUUAUACAAAUGGUAAAACCAAGUAGAACAGUCUAAAAGAGUCUACUGCCAUGCAGCAUCUCUGUGGAGCUGUACUUAAGCACAGCAGUUCCUUGAGCUUCAUGCUAGCAUCAGCAUGCUAACAUGCUCUCAGUGGCAAUGCUAGCAUUGUGAUGUUUAUCAGAUAUAAGGUGUAACUGUUUCACCAUUUUAGUUUAGCCUGUUAACAUGCUAACUGUUGCUAAUUAGCACUAAACACCUACAACUGAGGCUUUACAUAUAGAUUACAAUAUAAGGUGUCUUCCUGUAUUAUAACAGAGUUUGUGUGAUAUAUGAAAUUGUUUAACUUCAUCAUUUAAUGUUUACUCUGCAGAGAUCAGAAACCCUGAAGAUCUCAAUUUUUUUUAGCUUUUUGUUGCCUUGUUUGUGUGCAAAUAGUCACUGGGCUGUUAUUAUAUCUGUACACAGAGAAGUUAUGCUUGCACCACGUUCCUGUUUCCUGCUUCUGCUUUUCCCACAAGCAAUAUUUGUCACAUAGCAAGAUCAGUCUCAUAGUACACAAUCUCACACAUAACGCAGUCAGUACAGAUGACACAUGUAUAGUCCAGUGAGACACAUGUAAAGACAGAGGUGUAUAAUUUUCAUUUACUGUAUAUUCAC